UAUAUUCGAAACGAUGUAAACAGUUUGGACCUUAAUCCAUCCAACAAGAAUAUGUGUAUAGAAAACAAUAAAGAAUUUAUUACCAUCUGGAUAAGAAAUUUAGGUACUGUAACAAGAGAUAGUAGAUAAAAGACAUUCAAAGUAAAAUGAUUUAUUAAAAGUGAUGAGGUAAAAGCGAACUACAAAUAUUGGCAUAAAAAAUAUAAAUCUUAUAUUCCAAAUUCUUUUGAAUUCAUAACGCAUGAUUAUGAUAAUUUUUGUAAGGUUGGUGAUAAAGUGGUGAUUAAGCAUUGUGAAAAAACAGGUGGUCAAUAUUACUAUUUAAGAAAUGUAGUAAUAAUACCAGUAGGUAGAAUUUAAUAAAGAUAUUUAAGAGGAAAUGAAAGAACUUUAGUAAUAAUUGAUGCAUAUAAUAAAAUUAGAAAUAUUAGAAUUCAAUUGGUUUAAUCGGGGUUGUGA
Molecule: messenger RNA, 459 nt
Organism: Paramecium sonneborni
Lineage: Eukaryota; Ciliophora; Oligohymenophorea; Peniculida; Parameciidae
Source: the annotation of a GenBank genome assembly